This is a messenger RNA of Aspergillus japonicus CBS 114.51, 1596 nucleotides long. RefSeq lists its product as uncharacterized. The transcript has 2 exons. The annotation marks the transcript as partial. The record is from RefSeq and is a predicted model, not a curated record. NCBI's taxonomy places the organism in Eukaryota, Fungi, Ascomycota, Eurotiomycetes, Eurotiales, Aspergillaceae.
CGCAAGGUGAGUGACAACACGAUGUACUCUCUCCAUUCGGACCAAACCAGCGCGACGGUGUGCCACGAUCCCUCCAAGCGUCUUUCCAUGCCCAUCGCCCUUGCAGACCCAUCCCUCUGUCAGAACCCAUUCACAGAUCCCAAGAAUCUGGUGGACGACUCAGAAAGCAGCCGGAACCACGCAAGGAAUCCGACUCGGUCCACAAGACAGUCUAGCUCCGAAUCGAGCCAGACGGGAGUCUCGUCGACCUACGACGAUACCGAGAGUUUCCAGCGACUAGCCAACCCGUUUGCCGGAGGUAGUUCAGUCGAGUCGGGAAGUUCCUCACGGGACAGUUUCUAUGUCUCCACCUCGGAUGAUAGUUCUGUGAUUGCAGAGAUCGAACGGCGCGCCGCCGUGUUGGAAUUCAACGAACUGGUCCAGAAGCUCCGUCUCCCGCCUCUGCCGAUGAACAACAGCAAGGGGGCAGAAUCCGGCGAUGGAUCACAUUCCCAGUUAUCGGGUUCGCGCGGACAAUUCCAACGGGAUCGAUGCUUGGGUUAUCCAGCUGACUGGGUGCCAGGGCAGCUUCCCCCCACCACCGCUGGGGAGAAGAUGACUACUGGACGGCGCGACCGACUCUAUGGCCGACUACGUACGAUGCGGUCGACCCUGCAACUGGGCCUUUCGUCGGAGGGACCCCGCACCACGCGGACUUUACGCCGGAUGAAGACGUUGGCGCAUGUGGGCACUCGGGUGAACGAGAUGACUUCACUGACGGGGAUGUCACUGGAGGAAUUGGCGCGUCUCGGGGGCUAUAAUAUACUCACGCUGCCGGCCGAAUUUGCGCCUAUGAAACUCCGCCUCCCGGUAUGUUUUGUAGCUACAAUUACCGUUUUGGGUCGAUUUGCUGCCCCGGUGCGCGACGUGUUUGUCGAUCCCGGCCAUCCGAAAAUGGCAAUGCGAAUUUACGACCAUUUCGCCCGGUCGGUGCUCGCCGCCCUUCGAGAGCCCGAUCGAAUCCAGAUGACGGUUGGCCGUAGUGACCUACCCCUAGCGGUGAUCGAGCCUAGCGCUCGUACGAUGGACGACACAAUGGUGCAAAGCAUGGCACGGGCAUUCCUGGCACUACUGGCGGGGCUUCCCGGCGGGCUCCUGGGAUUACCGGCACUAUAUCGAGUGCUCGUGGGCAUCAGCCAAGCACCCCUGGUGGAUGACGAUGUGGAACGGCGUCGCAGCUGUCUUGGAGGGGUUUCGCCGCAAGAUUACGUCAAGGUCAAGGCCAUUGGGCUGGCACUGCUGGCCCUGACGAACACCAUGCAGCUGCACCUCAUCUGUGGGGUGAUUGGCCUCAGCGCCCUACUCCUGCAUGAAACGCAGCGCCUAGCGCAGGAGGAGGCUCCGCGCUCUGUCAACAAUGAGAAUGGGAGUGGGGGGCCGGGACCGCUGACGCUGGACCGGCUGGGUCGCGUGCUCGGGCCGUUGCUCACGGGGAGAGAGGGGUCUGGCGACACGUUUGGAGCUAUCGCCCAGGAGAUUGAGAGCGAACGAGUGGUGAUGAUGCUCGUGGAGCACUGGCGAGGGAUCAGUCGUCAGCUGCGCAUCUGGGAACAUCGC